AAUCCUGCACUCCCCAUGACCCCAUCUUUGUCAUAGCCAAUCAUGCUGCUCACAAGUCACACAACUCACAACCACGGUCAAGGGCGACCCCUGUGCCUUGCUUGGAAAUGGGAUCGCUGUGGCCGCGCUCCGCUCGCUCGGAAGAGCAGAGGGCGUCGGCACGGCCACCUCAAUCACCCUGGCAGGCGGCGGGUGGGAGGCUAAGCUACAUUCCUGACUUGUUGCCCGUCGGAUGCGUGAGCCGUGCGCAACGUGUUUGUGGAAAUGCCUCACCGGCGAACGCGGAUUCUCCGUCGACGUCUUCGCCCACAAGCGUUGACUUGGUGGUGGUGGUCCCGUCUUGUUCGGUCCCAGAGUCUCCGGUUCGGCGGCAUUCUUGCAAUCCCUGCCGCCUUCUUGGAAAUUUCGCCUUGGGAGCUAUCUGCGUUCAAAUCCAGUUGGUGCUGUGUGCGGCAGCUGCUGCAAGCCAACUAUUUCCUAAGGCUUGUGGUCUUGUGGACCUAGCUUGGCAAGUGGCUAACUGAGGCGACCUCCCAUGGAAAAGAGCUGCUCCUAGUACCUUUCAAUGCGCAACUGCAGUUGAUGUUGCAGGUUCUGUCAGCAAGUCAAAAGCUUACCUUUCAAAGGCCACGGAGGGGAAGGUGCAAGAGGAACCAUGGCCCUCUGGAAUGGCCUUGGGCAGGUGGCUACUGUUGCGCAGCUUACUGGAGUGGAUGCCAGUGGGCUGAUUGCAAUGAUUCUUGAGGCGGUGCGGACGGUCAGCCGCAACAAAGAGGACUGCAGGCAUCUUGCUCGCCGGGCUAUGAUGAUUGGUGACCUCUUGCAAAAGCUGCAGGGAUGGGAUAUGAUGCAGGAACCAGAGAUCAGGAGGCCGCUUGAUGGGCUGGAUGAUGCGCUCCGGGAGGCAUAUGUGCUCAUCGCUUCCUGCCAGAAUUGUAGCACCACAUACCGCUUCUUAAUGGGCUGGAAGCAGGCUGAACAGUUUCAAGGGGUGCAGAAGAAGAUUGAUAGCUAUCUCCAACUCUACCCCUUUAUCAGUCAUAUUGAUAUUACUCGUCGACUAGAUCAACUUUGCAAAAAUGAACAUCUGUCAUGCUCCCAGGCUCAGGGUGUUGGAGAUAGAUUGGGGUCAUCAAUGAGUUGUUCAAACAAUGAUGCAAGGACAGGACGGGAUGGAAGUGGCUUACAACAUACUGAAUCACAAACGGUCCAAUCAGCAGCUGAACAUUAUCAAAGUGAUGAGCACCAACAGGGAGGUCACCAGGAACUUAAUGAAAUUGGAUCAACAAGAAAGAGUAGAUUUACAUGGUCCUUUUGGUGGCUUCAAGACAAGAUAAGACUACCGUAUAUUCCUAGGUCCUUAGAUCGUCGUGAACUAGGGUUUUCAGUCUUCCGCUUCUGUCAUCUGAAGGCUGCUACGGAUAACUUCUCAUUUGAAAAUGAAAUAGGACAUGGUGGUUCCGCUACCGUUUAUAAGGGUAAAAUACAUGGACGACUUGUCGCAAUCAAAAGAUAUUCUACUUCAGGUUCAAUUUCAUACCGAAAAGGUCAAGCACGAUGUUUUGAAGCUGAAAUUUACUGCCUUCUGAAGUUUCAACAUAUAAAUAUAGUUAAGCUUCUAGGAUAUUGCACUGAAAGAAGGGAGAUGAUUUUGGUUUAUGAGUACAUCCCAAAUGGUGGUCUGGACAAAUAUAUAAGCGGUGCAGGAACAGGGAUGCUGCUUGACUGGACUCGGCGCUUCAGUAUUAUUUUAGGGAUUGCACAGGGUGUUGCUUAUCUACAUAAGUACUGUGGCGUUACCAUUCUACAUAGGGAUCUAAAGCCUAGCAAUGUUCUCUUGGAUUCUGACAUGAAUCCUAAGAUUACAGAUUUUGGCAUAGCCAGAUUACUGGGCAGUGCUUUGAAUGAAGAGGUGAUUGAGGGCACACUUGGUUAUGUGGCUCCUGAGUACUUGUUGGUGGGUAGGGCCUCAACUAAGUCUGACAUAUAUAGUUUCGGUGUCAUUCUUAUUGAGAUGAUCAUGGGAAAGAGGAGCUUCAAACCUUCUUGUCAACGUCCUUUACAUGGCGCUACGGAGCAUUAUGCCUGGGAAUUGUGGACGGCAGGGAGAUCACUGGAGCUCGUAGAUCCAUCUCUGCGUGACGAAGAUCGAGUGGCUGAGAUUCUGAGAUGCAUUCAGAUAGGACUACUCUGUGUUGAACCGAGGCCGGAAGACCGACCCACCAUGCCAGAUGUUAUUGUAAUGCUUAGCAGUGAGAGUACGAUCUUGCCUUCCCCUAAAAGAAUAGGAUAUGAAGUUGCAGAGGGAGGACGACGCUCAUAUUUAAUAUAGUAAUUAAACAAAUGCUGGAGCCCUGGAUUUGGAACCUCAUCCAACUUCAGUGUCACCUGGAUGAUCAUGAUGAUGAUAUAUGAACCUUGUCACCUAUAAAAUAUUGAAAACUCGUGUGCUACUUUUACCAAUUAUCAUUUGUGUAAGAUUGUGUAUAAUGCAUGGGCUACAGCUUGAGCCUCAUGGGUCAACUAUAUAGGAGUAUAUGGUUAGGAGGGCAAAGUAGCCUUUCCGAUAAGGAAGGUUAUCCUGGGAUUACAAUCCUAAACUAAUCAUAUUCGGUGUUGCUUAAUAUACUCUUAACAAUUUGUGAUUUUGU
Molecule: messenger RNA, 2651 nt
Organism: Setaria italica (foxtail millet)
Lineage: Eukaryota; Viridiplantae; Streptophyta; Magnoliopsida; Poales; Poaceae
Product: cysteine-rich receptor-like protein kinase 25
Exons: 10
Coding region: 656-2332 (558 amino acids)
Biological process (GO): protein phosphorylation; cell surface receptor signaling pathway
Molecular function (GO): protein kinase activity; ATP binding
Source: RefSeq, a predicted model, not a curated record